Messenger RNA from Ailuropoda melanoleuca (giant panda), 467 nucleotides. Its product is annotated as keratin-associated protein 19-5-like. Lineage: Eukaryota; Metazoa; Chordata; Mammalia; Carnivora; Ursidae. The record is from RefSeq and is a predicted model, not a curated record. Bases 42 to 233 code for a protein of 63 amino acids. The transcript has a single exon.
CUCCUUGAAUACGGCAAACCAAACUCAACACUCUUGACACCAUGAGCUACUACGGCAACUACUAUGGUGGCCUGGGCUGCGGCAGUGGCUGGGGAUGUGGCAGCUUCCGCAGGCUGGGCUGUGGCUGGGGAUGUGGCAGCUUCCCCAGACUGGGCUGGGGCUGGGGAGGCUACGGAUCCAGCUGCUUCCGCCCACUGUGCUAUGGAGGAUAUGGAUUCUCUAACUUCUACUGAAAUCCUGCCCUGGAAGUCCAACAUCUGAGGCCAUAAGUGAUUAACUCAAAUUAACCAAAACUUGAACCAAGCCAUAUAAGCCGGCACCGAGCCAAGCUGAAAAGUAUUUAGCAUUUUAGAUUCUAGGAAUAUUUAUCCUCUUCUACUGGCCUGCUUCAUGUCUCCUGGUAUCCCCUAUAUGCAUGUUCAUAACCGUGAAAUUUCUCAGUUCCCUUUGCAAUAAAUUAUCCUAAU